Lycium ferocissimum is the source of this 778-nucleotide messenger RNA. RefSeq lists its product as uncharacterized. The transcript is spliced from 3 exons. Lineage: Eukaryota; Viridiplantae; Streptophyta; Magnoliopsida; Solanales; Solanaceae. The coding region runs from base 107 to 778 and encodes 223 amino acids. The record is from RefSeq and is a predicted model, not a curated record.
CAUAGCUGCUCCUUUCACAUUUUAACCCUUUCUUCUCCACCGCGAUCACGUUGAGGUUUUGUUUUCACUGUACGUACGCAGCACAAGUUUUCUCAUAAUUUCAGCGAUGAAGGAUUUGGAAAAAGUGUCCAAAGUUAGUGAUGAUUGCACACUUACUAUCCUUGAGCUGCGGGAGUCAUACAACAACUGGAAAUCAGUUGUAUGGGUUGUUAGAAUUCUACACGAGGCUCAAGGGGAUAUUUUAUUAACAACUGGAACUGCUUUCUGUGUGAGUAGUGAUGGAUUGAUACUUACUUCUGCACAUCUUUUCCCAAAGACUUCAUAUGUACUUGAUGUCAGGAGGUUAGAUGAAGCUAAUUUUCGCCGGGCUAAUGUAGUGUUUGAAAAACCGAAAUGGGAUGUUAUAUUACUACAGGUCCUAGAUGUGAAUGGUUGCCAGUAUGCUACACUUACCAAUGAUGGUUCACUGUCAGUGGGCCAAUCUUUAUUACAUAUAGGCAAUCCCUAUCAAUUUGUGGGAUCAUUCUUGAUGGGCAAAGUUGCAUUUGAAUGCAUAGACCAUGUCGAAGUACCUAUAUUCGGUGCAACUUGUAAAACUUAUGUAUCUACUGCCCUAUCGACCACACCUGGACAUAGAAUUAUGGGUCAUGUUUGGAAUAAAGAUAUUUUUAGGCAUUCUUCGUUCGGUACUUAUGCAAAAAAUCUUCAUCCUCUUGUUCCUAUAAUACAAAUGUAUAGCCUUAUUUGUGGGGAAGGUUGUUCAGGUGGCCCCCGCUGA